This is a messenger RNA of Salvia splendens (bonfire salvia), 779 nucleotides long. RefSeq names its product pistil-specific extensin-like protein. The record is from RefSeq and is a predicted model, not a curated record. Gene Ontology annotation, cellular component: cell periphery. Bases 32 to 598 code for a protein of 188 amino acids. NCBI's taxonomy places the organism in Eukaryota, Viridiplantae, Streptophyta, Magnoliopsida, Lamiales, Lamiaceae. The transcript is spliced from 2 exons.
ACUGUUCUCCUCACUCUUCAGCUCACUUAACAUGAUGCCUUUUGUUUCUGUGUUCACUUCCUUUGUCCUUUCUCUUCUCCUCACCGCCAACGCCACCCUUGCAACCUACCCACCACCGGCGCAAGCCCCUCACCCGUCUCCUUCACCACACCACCAUCACCCCCCUGCCCCGGCCCCGGCCCCGUCUCACCCUCCAGUGAGGAAGAUGGUGGCUAUUCAAGGCGUCGUCUACUGCAAGUCCUGCAAGUAUAGAGGAGUCGACACUCUCAUCGGAGCCACUCCUCUUGCUGGUGCUGUGGUGAAGCUGCAAUGCAACAACUCGAAGACGAGCAUGGAGGAGAAGAAGACGAGUGAUAAGAACGGCUACUUCUUCUUCAUGCCGCAGAAGCUGACCACCUCUGGGUCCCACAAGUGCAAGGUCUUCCUCAUCUCCUCUCCCUCCGCGGCCUGUAACGUCCCCACCAACCUCCACGGUGGCGCCCUCGGAGCACUCCUCCGCAAGCCGGUGGAGGCCCCGCCAAAGCCGCUGCCGUUUGAGCUCUUUACGGUUGGACCCUUCGCCUUUGAAGCCGCCAAGAAACUGCCAUGUCACUACUAGUAAUUUUUUGUACAUUUUCUAUUGGUAUGUGCCUGUGUUAAUGUUCUGUUAGUACGUCGUCGUUUCGUGCUUUAGUAUGCUUCUUGUUCUUGUAUUUGUAUAAUAAUAGUACUAAUGUUGCGUUUGGAUUUGCAUGGCUACGUUAAGUCGUUAAUAAAGUGUAAUUAGUAUUUAGAACCUU